AAAUUUCACCACGUAAUCGCCGCCCUCAACCCAACGGAAGCAGCGGAGGUGCGCGACAUCAUACUCUCUCCCCCGGCCGACCAGCCAUUCGACCGGCUGAAACUCGAGCUCGUCCGCCGCACCACCCUCUCCGAGCAGAAGCGCCUGCAACAGCUCCUGACUGCGGAGGACCUGGGGGACCGAAAACCGUCCCAGUUACUCCGCGGGAUGCGCCAGCUGCUCGGGGAGAAAGCUUCGACGGUCGACGACUCGCUCCUUCGGCAGUUGUUUUUGCAGCGCCUACCAGCUAAUGUGUGCAUGGUGUUGGCGGGUGCCGGAGACAUGACGCUUGACGAUCUCGCUGCCCUGGCGGAUAGGGUAGUGGAAGUUGCGUCACCCAGCAUCUCUGCCAUCGACAGCUCGGUUCAAGCGCUUCCAGCCUCAAACGAAGUAAAGAACCUGGUUUCCUUCACGGAAUUCAGAGCCCUGCGCGACGAGGUCCAGCGCAUCGCGCAGUCACUUGCAACCCUGGAAAAACCACGGCCGAGACGCCCUCGCUCCUUUUCUCGCCCUCGUGGGUCGUCGCGCGCUGCUGAGAGUACUGGAGUUUGCUGGUACCACCACCGCUUUGGCGACGACGCCACCAAGUGCGUCCUGCCCUGCGCUCAACAGGGAAACACCCGGGCCACGCACUGA
Ixodes scapularis (black-legged tick) is the source of this 675-nucleotide messenger RNA. RefSeq lists its product as uncharacterized. The annotation marks the transcript as partial. Lineage: Eukaryota; Metazoa; Arthropoda; Arachnida; Ixodida; Ixodidae. The record is from RefSeq and is a predicted model, not a curated record. The transcript has a single exon.